AUGUCCUCUACGCCGAAAGACGCACCUGAGACCGCCGAGCCUUCCAAGACGAAGGAGGCCGACUCGCAACCAUGGAACGACGUUAAGCGCAGGAAGUUCGAGACUAAAUCGAAGAGCGAAUUCUACGAUCCAUGCCAGGAGGCUGCGCAGGCGAGCUAUAGAUGUCUGUUCAGGAAUGGAGGCGAUAAGAACAUGUGCGGAGAUUAUUUCCAGGCAUAUCGUGACUGCAAGCAAGUGUGGACCGAGAAGCGCAGAAAGGAGAGCGGUGGCUGGUUUUAA
Messenger RNA from Fusarium sp. VM40, 279 nucleotides. Lineage: Eukaryota; Fungi; Ascomycota; Sordariomycetes; Hypocreales; Nectriaceae. The record is from the annotation of a GenBank genome assembly.